AUGCUCCCCAACACACUUACGGCGUUCCUCCAAGUGCUCCCUAAGCUCUCCAAGCCACUAGGCAGUGGCAACUACGCCGCAGCCGAGAUGACACUCGUCAUGAAACGUGGCGCGAUGAGCUCCAGCGCUGAUACCAUAAUCAUGGACAUGGACAGCGUCCCCCGGCUCCUUCUCGUGCGCCGGCGCUCUCUCUACGGCCAAGACCGCCGCGACGUGACCGAUGCCAAAGGAGCCGUUCUGUACUCGCUCGCCGAGAAUCACCUCACUUUCGGUCGCGGGAUCGUGGGCAGCGAUCGUGGGCGUGCCGUCCGUUUAGGUGUCAAGCGCAUGUGGGCCGCAUCAACUUCCGCGAAGGUCAUCACUGCCAAGGUCGAGCACAACGGUGUCCCCCACAGCCUCCUCCUACAAGGUAGCAUGGAUAGCGCCACGGUCAUCCUCGAGGAUGGCUCACCAGUCGCCCGCAUCAGAACCUAUUGCAAUGGAUUCUCCGCCCCACGAGGCUCGGUCUGCCUGACGAUCGCGCCUGGCGUCGACAUUGGCCUCGCUGCCGCUCUCGCCCUGUGCUUCGACGAGUGCAGCUGGUGCUAG
Molecule: messenger RNA, 588 nt
Organism: Cutaneotrichosporon cavernicola
Lineage: Eukaryota; Fungi; Basidiomycota; Tremellomycetes; Trichosporonales; Trichosporonaceae
Exons: 5
Coding region: 1-588 (195 amino acids)
Source: RefSeq, a predicted model, not a curated record